AUCGGCCUUGAAUUUCUUAAGGAUCUUAGGAUAAGUCCCCUGAAGCCCAUCAUGGAAAACACGAUAAGGGCCCCCUCCCCUCGAAAACACUCCGCCCUCCUUGCCGUCACAGACGACUUCGAUACUCCAUCUCAAGCACCGACGCCCACGCCCCCAGCCACUCUCACGGCCCACCCACACCUCGCACAUUACAUCCAUUCCCUUCUCAAUAACGUCCAUUUCCCACCUCCACGCUCAGCCCUUGUUGCUCAACACCCACUCAGCGUAUCGUCUUCGGGCGGAUCGGAUGGCAGUGACAGUGACGAUGAUCAUCAUGGGGACGUGUCAAACGUUUCCCAAAGCGGGUCAGAAGCUGCUUCGACGAGCGGUGCAAGUGGGGUGACAAAGAGUAGUCAGGAGGCGGGGGUAGCGAAAAGCGAUGAUGGGUCAGCUCGAAAAGCGACGACGGCUGAAAAAGAAGAGCUGGUAAAAAAGAUUGUAGAGUUGCUUGAUAAUGAUCAGGAGGAGGAGAUAAAGGGAACUUUGAAGCCGUAUAUGGGCGAGUUGGGCAAGGACGAUCUGCUAAUGGACCAAGUGUGUCUCGAUUGCAUGCAUAAGCGUCGAGACGACAUUGAGGGUCUCCCAUACGCUCCCCAUCUGACCCCCACCCGAGCAAGGGCUUCACCUGGCAUAGGCUCCCGGCCCUUCACGCCGACCAGGGUUCCUUCUUUCCGCUCCCGUACUCCGCUCAGCCGCACUCACUCUCCGGUACCCCCUAUCCCGUCCCACUCUUCUGUCACCGUGCCUCCAAAGCCAGCUUCCUCUUCCGGAUACAGUCCUGCCCCGUCCCCGCUUGCUUCUCCUCGUAUGCUCAAUGCCAAAGCAUCCACAUUUAACCCAUCUGCUAGAGUUGUAUCAGGUAUGAAUGCCUCUGCUCCCGGGUUUAUCCCGAGCGAUGCGUGGCGCGAUGCACCCUCUGCUGACCAACCGCCUCGUGCAGGUUCGCCAUUUGGCGCAAUCGGUGCGCCUAGCAUGACGCGUACGGGCUCAAAUCUUGCAAUCGCUUCGCCGCUCUUUAGUGAUCAGCAAAGUCCGUUCCAUUCGCCUGUCGGGACGCCACAGCGGACACCGGUCAAGAUGCCAGAUUUGUUCUCGUCCCCUGCUCAACGGGCUGCAGCGAGCAAAAGCAUUGUACCGGACGACGAUGACGAUGAUGAGUUUUCGCCUUUCGGAAAAGGUCUGCCAAAGUUACACCACCAUGAUACCUCUCUCAAGGCGGAUUCCAAACCCUUUAACCCUUAUUUUUUCGGUGCCCCACUUGGUCCCGCACUUAACGCCAGUGCCGGCGAGUACACUCCCAACAUGGCCAUGUCCGAUACGUCCACCUCGUAUUCCUCAUCCCACAUUGGUACAUCCGACGUGCUAGACGAGUCCACCACCGAGACCGGCUCUGGUAUGACCCCGCUCGACGUCCUGUGCAGCGUGUUCACCUCGGUUCCUCGGCCCGAGCUGGAGGAUGCCUUGCACAGAUCAGGAUACGACUUCGAGGCUGCCAUGUCCAUGCUUGUGGCGGCGUACACCAACCCAAGAAGCGGUGCGUCCACCCCUCAGCGAGUGUCAAGUCCCCGUCCGUAUAUUGGGAUGGGCCGAGGAGGAAGAGACGGGUAUUUCCCGACGGUAAGCAGUAGGACGUUAAGGAGGGAUAUAAGUCCGACUGGAGGGACACGGUCUCCUGCGGGAGCGAAUGGAGGGAAGAUGUGUAGAUAUUUCCUUGCGGGAGAAUGUAGGAGAUCGGAUUGUAGGUUUAGUCAUGAUCUCGAUCGGGCGAUGUGUAGGUUCUGGUUGAGAGGGCAUUGUGCCAAGGGGCCGAAUUGCGAGUUUCUCCACAAUUUCCCGAACAACCUCGACGUAUCUGCGCUCCAAUCGGCCAUGUCCCGAGUGGAACUUUCUCAAGAUGAGUACGCCCGUCCCGAUUCCCCUGGAAACUGGCAUCAGCCCCCCGAAGAGUUUCCCGACCUCACAACAGCUCGUUCCGCCAGAGCCCCGAGAUUUGACCCAUCAAGAAACAGAUUCGCAAACGCGAUCAAACGCGCCGCUCCUGCCCCUCCUCGAGACUUCCCUUCAACACAAGUCCAGCCAGCUCAUUCGCAAGACUAUUUAUCCGACUCUUCAACCUCUUCGGUUCCCGCUCUCCCUCGUCCAUCCAUGCGUAUAAAACUCCGCCCUCCUACGCUCUUACCCACCCUCAAAACCGGUACGGCCGCAAACGAGCAGUAUCUCGCCUCACGCUCCACCUCCAUCCGUCUCGGGCACGCUCGAAACGCUUGCCUUGCUCGUGCGGCAGACGCCUUCCGCCGUGGGGAUGGCGCGGCCGCUAAGCGAUUUUCGCGUGAAGGCAAGGCGCUUAACCAGAGAAUGUUGAAUGAAGCUGCCGAGGCAGCGCAGGGUUUGGUCAAGGAGAGACAGGCGGAAGCUAUGGAGGCAGUGAAGGAAAGGCCUGCUGGGUGGAGUGAUGAUCCCGCCGACAGGUCUCAAAGAGGUCAGGCGUGUGCGGGAGGUCUGGGUGUCAUCCUCGGCGUCGCCAGUGUUUCUCGACUCCCACCUGGCGCCAACGCGUCGUCCCUCACUUCUGAAGAACGCACCGAGGCCCUCCUUGACUUGCACACUUUGCAUGGCAAUGAAGCCGCCGAUAUUUUAGGCCAAUUCCUUGCGGAAUUGGAGAGAGAAAGGUUUAGGGGUCUGGCGUAUGUGGUAAUCGGGGAGGAGAAACAUGUGGGUACGCAGGAUGAGAAACGAGGAGCAGGUAAGGUGAGGUUGGGAGCGAGUGUGAAGAGUGCGUUGGCUGGAUGGGGGUAUGCCUGGAAUGAGAGCGCGGGAAUUAUUUGUGUGGAUCCUUGUCGGACUUAGGAAGAUUUCAGGGAUACCAAAUAUCAGUCAAUCAAUCGCACCAUGGCACGUUCAUCUUGUUUCCCUGCCCCCCUCCCAAAAAAAGCAUUUGUACCCAUCAACCCCUUUAUGAAUGUUCAGCAUAUAUAUACCCAACUCAUUCUUAUAUACACUCCAUAAAAAAGAAAAGAACAGCACGGGAAAAGGAAAAAAAGAAAGAAGAGGGUCGUGAUACGAUAAGAAGUAGUGCAAAAGAAAAGCCAAAACGCCAUGAUGAUUGAAAGGGAGAGCCUUUUAGAUCUUGCUUAGAUAUAGGAGAGGGGGUUAGUAUAGAAGUGUAUGAAUUGGUUCAAGAAGU
Molecule: messenger RNA, 3223 nt
Organism: Cryptococcus deneoformans JEC21
Lineage: Eukaryota; Fungi; Basidiomycota; Tremellomycetes; Tremellales; Cryptococcaceae
Exons: 5
Coding region: 52-2886 (944 amino acids)
Molecular function (GO): metal ion binding
Source: RefSeq, a predicted model, not a curated record